UGAUGAACGGGCAUAGACGAGCUUAAACGAGCAGCAGCCGCCACACCGUUGCAACGCUCAUCCUGCCCAGCCCGAGACAUGCCCUUUUGCUUAGCCCCACCUACUCCUCCACCGCUGCCAGCCUAUAUUCCUCCAUCAUGCCCCCCAGCCUGCACCCCCAUCUGAGACAGGCGCUGGCCACCGACGACUUCUACCUCCCCCCUCAGGAUACCAUCGAAGAAUUGCCCCUCGAGCACCAUGACCCCGAGCAACGAGCCGCGAAGCGACGACGGGUCGAGGCAAUUGCCGCCCAAUACCUACGAGGCCGGCCGCCUGUCAUCCUCACCGCGGGGCUAAGAGGACCAUUCGACCCCGACAACUGGAAGAACCCAUGGACGAAACCGACAAAAGAGAAGCGCAAGACAGCACAGGCGAGCAACACGAGACGGAAACAAAGCAGCAGGCCACAGGCUGUAGCGCAAAGUCCGGCGCCCACGAUAGCCUCGAUAGCUUCACCGGAAACCUCGAGGGCUACCAGAGACAUCCACCUAAGUGCCCAGGAGCCCGACGAUAGCCUUGACCAGGUCCAGGUUGCACCCUCGACUGCUCCAUUAGCAGAUGAAGACGAUAUUGGCGCCACCACUACUACAGACUCUUUUAGCGUAGAUGCUGGAACAUGCAUACGCCGCCAAACUCCCUCGACGAAUCCUUUCUGGUUGCGCCGCCCUGACUCACCUCGUGUCGAUAUGCGCAAAGCCACAAGCAAACGAUGCGAUUCAUCACCAAUGCGGUCUCGGACGCGGCAUACGCUCUCACAGACUGAAGCAGUGGCAGAGCUGCGCAUCAGUUUUCCAAAAGAGACAGUGCGCGUGUCAAGGUCGCCGCCAAAAGAGACGUUAUCCGCGAACUGGAAGUCGAGUGCUUCGGCUUCUAUGGACAUUUCAUCACCCGUUGUAUAUUGUUAUGACACAAGGAGUGGGAGGGAUUACACGAUGCAGACUGCCUGCACGCCAUACAGCACCGAACAGGCGCAGCGCUCGCAGCGAACCAUCCCAAUAGUCACAUCGUCAAUGGGCAGCCAAGUCACAGUUUCAAGAGAAGAUAUACAACGCUCCGCGGAGCAACUCGUUGACUCCAUGUCUAACACUGGUAUCUUGACGAUAUCAUCACAGCAAUCAAAGCGGAGCAUAUCACGCAAAACUCCCAAAUUCACACAACAGGAUGACGUUGCCUCUCCCGUCUCUGUUCCAUCACCUGCUUCUGCACAUCAGAAGAGAGCGCAGGCAGACGUUGGCAACAGACCCAACAGACCAAAGCCAAGAGCUGUCAACUUUGAUUCUUCACCAGAGAAAGGUUCACCCAUUGCAAAGAAAUGUCACGAAGAGGCAUGGGCUGUCGAAAAUGCUCCAGACGCAGAGAAAAAACAGAAAGAAGAAGAGCAGGAAGAAGAGGAGGAGGAGGAGGAGGAGGAGAAGGGAGAGAGUGCAGUGGCUCCAAAAACAGCUAAGACCAAAGAUUCACCAGACCAGGCCGAACCACUUCAGGAAAGCCAUUCAGGCCAAGGCUCGGAAUGGUGCACACAAGCUGCCAUGGUACGAGCUCAACUCGAGUUCCAGCAAAGCACGUUCCCCACAUUGUCGCCUGUCACCAUUCGAGCAGAGUCACCAGUAUCGCUAGAUACACGUCAUCGGAUAUUGGAUGCACCAAGCGCAGCGACAACACCACGUAUAGCCAUGACCGUCGAGCGAAACUCGGCAAUGGCAAAUGAAAGUAUGUUUCGUGGACCGCCGAUCAGCACACAGGAUCUCUUUGGGGCAGCGUCGCCCUUUACAUUUAGCACGGCGAAGAAGAAGAAGACGGAGGAAAGCCAGCGAAGCAACUCAAGGUUUUCAAUGGGACGAAGUGACGUUGGAGCACUAAAGCAAGGCGACGUGACGAACAACAGCCCCACCCCAUCGGCGGGGCGGAUCCCCCUCAAGGACAAGAACACGACGACAUCAUUCUGGAGUUUCGUGUCAGAGAAGGCUUCACAGGGGUCGCAAAGGUCUGUGGGGGAGCGAUCGAGGUGUUCGGCGAGGGAGAGAGAGUUUCCGGGCUUGCACCUUGAUGCGUCAGUCGACGACUUUGGCCGGCACUAUGCAGCGCCAUUUGUAAGAGGCAUAGAGGACGGGCGACGGGCAACGUAAUUGCAAUGGUAGAGUACGGAGGCAGGCAGGCAGGCAGGCAGGCAGGGCAAGAUGAAGCAGGCGGUGAGAGGCCACGUUCCGGAGUGAUUGGUUGCGAAAGGGGAGCGGGAAGGGGACCAUGCAUAGUUGCUGCAAGGGAAGGGACGGUGGUGGUGUUGUGCAGAUAGCAGAUGACGAGAUGGAGAAGAUAGUCGAGCAGAGAUACGAGGAUGCAGUUUGCCAGCGGGGACCGCGCCAGAGGAGCGAGGAGCGUGGGCCUAUGGUGAAAGCAUGUGUAUGUGUGU
Messenger RNA from Bipolaris sorokiniana ND90Pr, 2449 nucleotides. RefSeq lists its product as uncharacterized. NCBI's taxonomy places the organism in Eukaryota, Fungi, Ascomycota, Dothideomycetes, Pleosporales, Pleosporaceae. The record is from RefSeq and is a predicted model, not a curated record. Bases 138 to 2165 code for a protein of 675 amino acids. The transcript has a single exon.